Molecule: messenger RNA, 2199 nt
Organism: Rhagoletis pomonella (apple maggot)
Lineage: Eukaryota; Metazoa; Arthropoda; Insecta; Diptera; Tephritidae
Exons: 3
Coding region: 1-2199 (732 amino acids)
Source: RefSeq, a predicted model, not a curated record
AUGUUACAUGACGGCAUGCAUCCGAUCAGUAUUGCAACGCACCACGCUCGUGCCUACGAUGAAGACACAACAAUAACAACAUCACAGGACCAUGUAGUGCUCGCUACAGCUCAGAUAAAUGUACGUUCAGAAAAUGGCUACUGUCUACAACUCAGAGCACUUUUGGACAGCGGAUCUCAGGCGUCUUUUAUUACGGAGUUUGCGGCGCAACAAUUACACCUUAAACGUAGACGCUUGCAGGUCCCGGUAACUGGAAUAGGAUGUACAAAUGCUGCAGUCUCUUCAGGCUUAGUGGAAUUCGACGUUAGCUCUAUCUGCGACCCAGGUUUCAACAUUGGGUGUACAGCGUUAGUUUUACCACGUUUAAGUCAACAGUUACCAGGCGCUCGCUUGGAUCCUACGCUUUUUACUGACCUUUUAAAUCUGAAUCUUGCAGAUCCUAGAUUCUAUGAGCCUGGUCCGAUAGACGUAAUUUUAGGAGCUGACAUUUACGGACACUUGCUCUGCGGUGAACUAAAAUUUUGUGCGGCAACAGCAAUCGAGCUCAACGAGUUAGUUAAAGCUCUUUGCGCUUUUAACGCGUGUGAAGAUGGCGAAUCGUCAUCUAAACUCACUCUUGAUGAGAUUUACUGCGAAAACUUCUUCGAACGUACAACUCGCCGGACCGGAUCCGGUCGCUAUAUAGUACGCUACCCAUUUAAACCAUCAGCUGACUUGUCUGUGCUUGCAGAUACUAAAUAUGAUGCUGAAAAGCUUUAUCAUUAUCAGAACAAACGCCUGAACAAUGAUAUUUCUUUUAAAACACUCUAUGAUGAGUUUAUGUCCGAAUAUCUCCAACUCGGUUACAUGCAACCUGUUUGCGAGGACUUUGAGCCGCAGCCUGUCUGCUAUAUUCCCCACCACGGUGUUUAUAAAGGCUCAAGCUCAACUACAAAACUACGAACCGUUUUAACACAUCACGUGAAACGAAAUGUGUGGCGAUGGCACAAGAUCGCAUUUAUGGCCGACAUCGAAAAAUGUUUCCGACAAAUCUUGGUUGACCAUAAGGACGCAGAUAUGCAACGAAUCUUUUGGAAAGAUGAACAUGGCCAGCCUUGCCUAUAUCGCUUACUUACAGUAACUUACGGACUCAACUGUUCGCCUUACUUAACCAUUAAAGUUCUCCAUACUUUGGCGAUAGAUGAGGGUACAGAAUUUCCAGAAGCAGCAGAUGUUUUAAAGGAAUGUUUUUACGUAGAUGACUGUUUUAGCGGCGCUAGCUCUGUUGAUAAGGCAGUUGAAUUACAACAGCAAUUACAGACUUUACUACAGUGCGGCGGAUUUACACUGCGAAAAUGGAAUUCCAAUUCCGGAGAUUUUCUUCAAAAAAUUCAAGGAACAAAUGCCAAUAAAAUAUGUGCGCUUAAUUCGGACCAAGAUACUAAAGCACUGGGAAUUUAUUGGUCAUGCCAGGAUGACUAUAUUGGGUACAAGGUAAAAGUGAGCGUAGUUUCCGUAGCAAUCACUAAAAGACAGCAGCUUUCCGACGUUGCAAAAAUUUAUGAUCCUGCUUGCUUGCUGGCUCCUAUCAUCAUCACUGGCAAGCGUAUGUGCCAAGAUCUUUGGCGUACCGGAUGUACGUGGGAUGACCCGAUUCCCGAACCUUACCAGAGUGAAUGGAUAAAAUUCCGUGAUGAGAUGCCACUGUUAGAAAACGUAAAAAUUCCGAGGUGGCUUUUCACAGCUGACGACAUAGAAGAAGCUCAGCUGCACGUAUUCUGUGACGCGUCAUCAGCAGCCGUCGCGUAUCUACGGGUGACGCAGUUGAACGGUGAAAUAAAAGUAUCUAUUAUCAUGGCGAAGACCAAGGUGGCACCGUUAAAGAAACGAACCAUACCCUGUUUGGAACUAAAUGGAGCAGUGCUUGCGAGUACUUUAACCUGCAAAAUUCUUGAAACUCUGCAGCUUAAAUCUACUCACACAUGGUACUGGUGUGAUUCUAAGACAGUGAUCAGCUGGAUUCGGUCCAAUCCUGGACAGCAUAAGCAGUAUGUUGCCAACCGGAUAGCAAAGAUUCAGGAGCUGACAAAUGUAGACGCGUGGCGGUACGUGCCCACUAAAUGCAAUCCGGCUGAUGUCGCGUCUCGUGGCAUUUACCCUUCGCAACUUGAAGGCGUUAGCAUAUGGUGGGCGGGCCCCACAUGGCUACAAAAGGACUAA